Molecule: messenger RNA, 987 nt
Organism: Trypanosoma brucei brucei TREU927
Lineage: Eukaryota; Euglenozoa; Kinetoplastea; Trypanosomatida; Trypanosomatidae
Product: expression site-associated gene 1 (ESAG1) protein, putative
Exons: 1
Coding region: 1-987 (328 amino acids)
Source: RefSeq, a predicted model, not a curated record
AUGAAGGUUGUUAUUGUAGAGUUAGUGAUUUCAUUAUUGCUUGUAGUUUACGUUUGUGGGGCGGAAGAAGACGGUACUUGCAGGUUGGUGGCAGAUUCUGGGGGACACUCACACUUAAAUGAGUCCGUUUGCUAUCUCAGUUGCCUUUCGAGUGCGUUGAAUAAAUUAUACACUGAUGGUGAGAGGAAAAUGCUUGUGAAUGAGGAAGUAUAUGCAAAUGCGUCUCGUAUACUGGAUGAUAUGGAAGGUAAAACAGGUGAAAGCACAGAGUAUUUGAGUGUUAUCAGCGGUGUAAUGGAAAGUGAACAUGAUAAAUUGGAAAAGCUUAUAACUUAUGGAAAUGAAAUGGGAGAUUUUGUAGCUAAGGCAGGUGGAUUAUUUGCUGAGGUUAAUGAGAGUGUGAGGGAAGUGAGGAAAGUAUUACCCAGUGCCCUCAUGGAAGCAAAUAAAUACUAUGCAGCCAUUGCUGAGAUUACAAGAACUCUUUGGGAUGAUGCUAAGGCGGUGAAGAGCGACGAUGAGGAAGUCUUACAGUGUAGAAACGGGAAAAUUAUAAGUACAGGGGAGUUUGCAGUCAAGUGUAGCGCCCAUACGUGUCCACUAGAAGCCAAUGUGACAGAGAGUAACCUCAAAAUGUACAAGGAUGGCUGUCUCGAAAUAAAUGUAAUGGGUGGUUCUGUUAGCAAAUGCUUCAAUUUACCAAGGAAUAACUUGUAUAUAAGCGGUGCAAGAAUUAAUUCGAGUGGUGUGUUGGAAUGGUUUGAAAACGGUGCCUCCUUUUUUCGACUUAUAGUCAAGGUUCAGGACAUCUUCGCACCCCUUAUCGCACCUUUUGCAGCCGGGAAACCGCCCUCUGUACUUCUUACAAAGAUGACAAAUAUCACUUCCCUUUACUCUCAAUUUAACAAAGUUCACAACAACUUUACUUCGCUGCUGCUCGAAAACAAUAUCACUGGGAAUGUGAAUAAAACAAGAUCAAGCUUCUAA